GUGAAAGAGAGGGUGCAGUAAACACGCACAGACAGAGAGAGAGAGAGAGAGAGAAAGAGAGAGACCGAACUGCUGAGAGAAGGGAGAAGUCUCAACACCGGGGAACACUACACCUCCACACAGAGGGAAUCCUGUUCAUACACCUCCAGACAGACAGCCCUCCUGUAGGAUGAACUUUGCUGCCCAGUUCCUCUACUCUCGCUCCAAGAAGAACGACAACCCAAGAGAAACUUCAGAGGAUGAGUACGACCCCUUCUGGCAAAGUGAUGAGGAGCGCAGUGCAGGCAGUAAGCAGGACCCCCCAUGCUGUGAGGGGCUGUGCCAGAACGAUGGUCCAAUCAGGAAUGGCCACACACCCCAUCGCUCUGCAUCCAUUGCCCCUGAGAGGCUGAAGGAUUUCGGGGAGGAGGAUUACCUGAACGGGGACGUGAAGACCUGGGAGAUGAAGAUCGUGGGGCGCCCUGAGCGCCUGCUGGGGGAUGCUGCAGAACCCCAGAAACCAACUGAGCCCCGUCCCACCUGUGCACAGAACCCUCCUGCCUUCAUCCGCUUCGAGGACAUCAGCGCAGCAGCCUUCAAGAUCCAGUGUGGGGUUCAGAAAACACCGUGCACGUACUCGAGGCUCUCAAAGCAGUACGGUGUUGAGCUCUUCCUGAAGAAGGAGCACCUGCACUACACAUGCUCAGUGAAGGAGCGUGGCGUGCUCUACCUGCUGACAUCACUGCGCCAGGACCAGCAGAAGAAGGGUGUGAUCGUGGCCUCAGACAGUAACUUCUCCAUGGCGGUGGCGCACCAUGCCUCAGAGCUGCGCAUCCCCGUCUUCGUCAUCAUGGCAGCCAACACGUCUCCCUCGCGCCCCAAGACCUGCCGUGAGUACGGAGCCAUGGUGAUCUCGUAUGGGAGCACCCCGCGAGACUCACAGAGACACGCUCAGCGCCUCGCUCGCGAGAACGGAUACCUGUACUUGGAAGAGGAGGACAGCGCUGCGUACCUGGCAGGCCUGGGCACUAUGGGGCUGGAGAUGUAUGAACAGGUGCCCAAGCUGGACGCAGUGAUCCUGCCAGCGGGGGGACACUGCGGGCUACUGGCUGGGACGGCAGCCGCGCUCAAACACCUGAACCCCCGAAUCACCGUCAUUGGGGUGGAGCCAGAGGAUUGCCCUCUCCUGCAGCAGUCUCUGAAGCUGGGCUACCCUGUCAAGGAGCUCCACAGCGCCGCCAAUAGGAAGCUCUACGGAGAUCUGGUGGCCCCCGCCUUCGGUAACAAUGCAUUCCUGCUGGCCAAGAAGCUGGUGGACAAAGUCAUUACAGUCAGGGAGGAGGACGUGCUGGUCUCAAUGCUGCGGUUCCAGGAGUACGAGAGAGCCACCAUCGACGCCGAGGGAGCUAUCGGGCUAGCAGCCAUCCUCGCAGGGAAACUGCCAGAGCUGCAGGGCAAGAGGGUUGCUAUCACAGUGUGCAGUGCCAAUAUGGAGCUGCCCCUGCUUAGACAGUGUGUGGACCGAGCUCUGGCUCUGGAUGGCCGGGUCAAUAAGUUUGCUGUCCAACUGGGGGAGUGGCCAGGAGACACGGCCAAGCUACUGGACUUACUGGCCAGAGAGGGUGUGAGGUUGCUGGAUAUCAGUCACGAGAAGCAGUUUACGUCCUCCAGCGUGUUCAAUGUGCAGGUCUCAUGUGUGGUGGAGACGAGGGACAGGCAGCAGACAACUCAACUGCGCAACGUGCUGACAGAGCGAUACACCACGCUGUGCUGGCAUGAGCGAUGACCACCGGGGGAGCCAGAGAGACACACAGCAACACUGCACACUCACAGAGUGACACUGCACACACACACAGAGUAACACUACAAACACACAGUGCAAAAUUACAAAUAUGCACACACACAGAGUGGCACUGCACACACACACGCAUAACACUGCACACUACAGGUAGUAAUACUAUACAUACACAGUAACACUACACACUCACAGAGUGACACUGCACACAGAGUAACACACACACAGCAACACUAAAGAUAGUAACAUUGCAUACACACACAGUAACACUAAGUAUUAAACUAAUACAAAUACACUUCAGAAGAGAUUGUAUUGGCUUCAUGAUUUCAGAGGCCAGGUGAUGAAGGAUGACUGCAAUCUCAGGGUGAAUAUAAAUACUUUAGGUUUAAAGGGCUUUAUUUACAGUAACACUGCACACACACUUAACGCUGGCUGUGAUAGCAGAGCUGCUGUAGCACUUAGACACGCUAGCACGUCACUGGAUGAUAUGAUCCAGUUAUACACAAAAAACAAGCAUGCUUUUCACUGGCACUUCCUUAGGCUGACAGAGGCACAUUUAUUUAUUUAUAUUUACUGAACAUGUGGAGGGUAAACUGUAAGUCAAGCAGACAAACACUUCGACUGAUGUCGUCAGUUUCUUAUGGUUUUACCUGCAGAGUUUAUGAGUGACGUAUUUAAUAUUUGUAUUUAAUGUAUGUUCCGAGUACUGUAUGUACAUAUUUAUAAUCCAAUGUCUGAAUGUGGUAGAAAAUAAACAAAAACUUGAAAACCUU
This is a messenger RNA of Acipenser ruthenus (sterlet), 2547 nucleotides long. Its product is annotated as L-threonine ammonia-lyase-like. The coding region runs from base 170 to 1765 and encodes 531 amino acids. NCBI's taxonomy places the organism in Eukaryota, Metazoa, Chordata, Actinopteri, Acipenseriformes, Acipenseridae. The transcript is spliced from 11 exons. Gene Ontology annotation, biological process: L-threonine catabolic process; L-serine catabolic process. The record is from RefSeq and is a predicted model, not a curated record. Gene Ontology annotation, molecular function: threonine deaminase activity; L-serine ammonia-lyase activity.